CCGGGCGGAGAGCGGGCGAUUUUGUGACGUAAGACGCCGGUUGCGCGGCGGCCUCCGUACGUUACGCACAGACGUAAGAUCACGGCGCUGCGUCCCUCCUUGCCCCUCCGAAUGAAAGGGAUGGUCCCAGCGAGCGAGUGCCUUUGAGACGGGCGGCAGUAGCGGCGGCUCCCGUUCCCGUCGCAGGGGCUGCCUUCCUUCUCUUUCUCUCCCAUCUGGCCCGCAGCCAUAAAGAUUGCAGUGGUAUUCUUCAGGCGAUUAAAAAAAAUCAUGUCAGGCUCAGUUGGACAGAAAAAGGGGCCUGGGAGACAGCGCAAGUGUGGCUUCUGUAGAUCUAAUAAAGAUAAUGAAUGUGGGCAGCUACUGAUGUCUGAAAACCAGAAGGUGGCAGCACACCACAAAUGCAUGCUGUUCUCAUCUGCCUUGGUAUCUUCACACUCUGAUAACGAGAGUCUUGGAGGCUUUUCCAUUGAAGAUGUGCAAAAAGAAAUGAAGAGAGGUACCAAGCUGAUGUGUUCGUUGUGCCAUCGUCCCGGGGCAACCAUUGGUUGUGAUGUAAAAACCUGCCACAAGACCUACCACUACUACUGUGCAUUGCAUGAUAAAGCUCAGAUUCGAGAGAAACCUUCUCAAGGCAUUUACAUGAUAUUGUGUCGAAAACAUAAGAAACCGGCCCACAACUCAGAAGAUUUAGGUGAAAGUCUUAAUGAACAUGAAUUGGAACCAUCACCUCCCAAAAAGAGGGGGCGCAAAGGAAGGCCCAGAAAAAUGAGUCUGAAAGGACAGUCAGAAGACACUCGAUCAACAUCUUCGCAUGGCACAGACGAUGUAGAAAGCAGCUCUUACAGAGACAGAUCACCCCACAGAAGCAGUCCCAGUGAUACAAAACCUAAAUGUGGAUUCUGUCAUGCAGGUGAAGAAGAAAAUGAAGCUAGAGGGAAGCUUCAUAUAUUCAAUGCCAAAAAGGCAGCUGCGCAUUAUAAGUGCAUGUUGUUUUCUUCUGGCACUGUACAACUGACAACAACAUCAAGGGCGGAGUUUGGUGACUUUGAUAUUAAAACUGUGCUUCAAGAAAUCAAACGAGGGAAGCGAAUGAAGUGCACACUGUGUAGUCAGUCUGGCGCAACUAUUGGAUGUGAAAUCAAAGCUUGUAUCAAGACUUACCAUUACCAUUGUGGAGUGCAAGACAAAGCAAAAUACAUAGAGAACAUGUCUCGAGGAAUUUACAAGCUUUACUGUAAAAACCAUAGUGGGAAUGAUGAAAGAGAUGAAGAGGAUGAAGAGAGAGAAAGCAAAAGUCGUGAAAAGUCUGUAGCUGACCACAGUGGAGUUCCUCAGCAGCAGCAGCUCAAUGGAAACUAGGUAUGGAAGCUCUCAGCUGACAGCCCUCUUCCUGAGAUGCCGCUGUACCACUGACCUAGUUGUUAAGAGUGGUAAGACAUUUUAAACUGAGCGUAAUGCCAAUAAAUUAGUUUUUUUAAUAAAAACUGGAGUCCUGUUGCACAAGAACUGGGGUUAUUUCUCAAAUUCAGCUGACUUUGUAAAAGAAAGGCCCUUGCUUCUGCCAAUAAACAUAGCUGUAAUGUCCAAUCUGGUAAUAUGCUUUCCUCUUUUAUUUUUCUGCUAUCUUAACAUUUACUCUUUUCCCAUCGUCUUUUUAUUUUUAAACAGGUUCAAGGGACAGAGUAAAACUGGGAAUGAAUAAAACAUCCAUAACUGCUAAUGUUUUUAGAAAAAAAUGCUUUAAGGUCAGAUAAGGGUUGGUAACUUUUUUUACCCUGCCCAACUGUUAGGAAAUGUCCUUGAACUGCCUGAAACGUUCAUGUGUGUGAGCCAUCAAUAAGCGGCAGCGUUUCUUCAUGUCAAUAUAAUGUAGUUAGUUGUCUGCAGUGUCUGGAGAAAAACAGCAACCCUGAAAUACUAUAUAAUUGAUAUGUAACAUGUACAGUGUCAAAGCUGAGGCAGAUGUGGAAAUAGUAAAUUUUCUUUUCUAGACCGAAUAAGAGAUUUGGGCUAUGUGAAUUCAGUGGAUGGAUUUGUGUAUCAUGGAAAGGUCUUGGGUUUAAUUUACAAAGUAGACUUGCCUCUGAUGGCAACAAGUUGGUGAAUGUGUGCAUUUUCACAUUGACCUUCGCACACAAACCAUAGAGAGGAGCUAGGAGGGAAGGUGCUCCCCCCCCCCCCACCUUUUGGCAGAAGGACCCAGUCAAGAAAAGAACUGGAGCUUCAGAAGUAUGCUUGAACCAUUUACUAGGAUAAUGGUUUCUACUGCCUAGCAUUCCUGGCUGGAGAUCUCUUGAACAGCUGUUGACUAAACUGUGAGCUUCAGUACUCGUGCCAAAGGGCUGUAGUUCAUUCUUUUGACCCUGGUCAUCCUCCUUGGCCUUGUCCCUGCUUUACCUAGAACCUGUCACAUUUUACAACUGAAAAUGAUAAUGUUCAUGUCUGGAAGCUACAACAUCCCCUUCACAUCACUUCUUAGAUUUCAAAAUUACUGCUCAGCUCUCACUAUGGAAAUUAGCCACCUUAUUGGACAUCAUACCUCAAUAUAUAUACACAUACACACACACACACACAGAGAGAGAGAGAGAGAGAGAGAGAGAUCGAUCCUGUAUGCUGUAAGAAAAAUGCGGAAUAACUCUGGAUUUUCUUUGCUUUUUGGUUUUACAAACAGAGGUCAGUAUUUAUUUUGAGUCUUGUGACCACUAUAUGAGAAUGUUUUAGUAUUUGAUUAUGGUUUCCUGGGAGAUCAGCAAGUUGAAUACUGUUAAAAAUCUGAGUGUUCUAUUGGAAUCUGAUUAGCUUGAUAUUAUGCCAAGGCCAAACAUCUUGGUUAUAAUGGUAUUUCUUAACUCUAGUAGUUUCUCCCAUUGGUCUAGUAAAAAAAUAUUGUUUUAUAAAUACAACCAAAAAGUCAUACUAGUUAGCAAGCUAGCAAAACUCACUUCAGAUUUUAUUAUCUUUUGAAAAUAUAAGGCAACGCAACAAAUAAAAAUGACAGUGCAGUUUGACAGCAAAGUGACAGACAUUCACUUGCAAUGGACACUGCAGAUUUUCAUGAUACGAUUCUGUUUCUGAAGCCUUGUUUAAUUUUGUGGGAUUUUAAUUUUUAACCUUUUAUUGUCCUUUUGUAUAAUGCAUUUCAUUAUUGUCUAAAGGGACUCAAUUGUUGUAUAAUAGAACUUCAGAGACUCUCAAGCUGGAAUUCAAUCCAUUUGGUUUGAAAAUUUCCUGGAAGAGUUCAGAUUUAGCAGAAAAAAUGUGUAUAAAAAUAAAUCUGUUUCCUGCUGUUAUGCUGCUGACCAAUUUUUUAAAAUUUUGUAUUGUAAUGGUCAAGAUUAAAGGCGCAACUUGUACUGAAA
Molecule: messenger RNA, 3362 nt
Organism: Sphaerodactylus townsendi
Lineage: Eukaryota; Metazoa; Chordata; Lepidosauria; Squamata; Sphaerodactylidae
Gene: PHF6
Product: PHD finger protein 6
Exons: 10
Coding region: 271-1362 (363 amino acids)
Cellular component (GO): nucleus
Source: RefSeq, a predicted model, not a curated record